Messenger RNA from Periophthalmus magnuspinnatus, 3279 nucleotides. RefSeq names its product centrosomal protein of 95 kDa-like. The transcript is spliced from 21 exons. Lineage: Eukaryota; Metazoa; Chordata; Actinopteri; Gobiiformes; Gobiidae. Gene Ontology annotation, cellular component: spindle pole; centrosome. The record is from RefSeq and is a predicted model, not a curated record. Bases 200 to 2671 code for a protein of 823 amino acids.
AACACAGAACGGUCGCAGCCAAUCAGAGGACAGUUCUGUUUCAAACGAGAAGCGAGAAGUUCCUGCUUCUUGUAACUGUAAAAAACACAAAACUGGGCCCGUGAAACAGUUUUGAUCAGGCUUUGCGUUUCAGGAGACCUAAUACAGGAGCUAAUAGAUUUAUUUAAAAAUUCCUUUGCCUCUUGUUGAGAGCAGUUUGAUGGGAAGCCAGGAGUUUGAGAGAGACUGUGUCGAUGUGGCAAAUGAACUCCUCAGCAAAUGUCACCUGAACCUGAGGCUGAGAAAACUGACAGACUGUGAUGCAAGUGUUUUUAUCACUCUGUAUGAAAGUAUCUUGGGAGAGAAAGUUCCAGAUUAUGUCGCAGCUCCUCGCUGCCAAGAGGAUGACAUUCAUAAUGUUCAGUCUGUGAUCGACUCUUUGUCCUUGGAUUAUCUACAAAUCAGCCUUUCGCACAUCACAGGAGAAAAUGUCGUCAGAGGCGACAAAGAAUCCAUCAAAAAUCUCUUGGAAAUAUUUGAUGGUUUGCUGGAGUAUCUGAAUGAGGACACUAGUGAAGAGUCACAAAACAGUGAGCCAAACAACAGUCCAAAUGAGGACAUUCAGAACGAAGAGAAGGAGCCUGAACCGGAGGGAGCCUCUGUGUCCUCCAGUGCAGAGUCUGGGGCCCAGAGCAGUAUCCACUCACAUCAUUCCCCAAACCCUGAGGAUGUGGCCAUAAACGAUGGUGUUCAUACUUCAGAAGAGCAUCCUUCAGCAUGCCCACCUUUUCAUCCACAAUCUGAAGCCAUCCCCUCGGCUGUACCCCUCCGACCGCCGAGCCAGAGCCAGAGCCACACCCUUCACCCUGAGUCUGUUGGUCUCCACACGGCAAGUGCAGAGGAGGGAGCAGACCAAACCACUGCACAGUUUCCAGAGACAGUACUUGACAGAAGAUUGGACCAUCCCUCUUUAAUCCAUUCACCUGCUUUAAGUGAAAGAUCUUUAUCUCGCCAAAACAGUAAUAACACAGACCUCGACAAAGAAACACUUGAGCUCAAAAAUGGAGGUCCCAGGAAAGUUUUAUUUCGCACCCAGCCAGAUGUGCUCUUCCUUACUUUACAAGAUGAGACGGGAGCCACAGACUCUUCCCCCUCAGACGCAGAGGAGGACAAAUUGGACACUGCCUACAAUCAACAAACACGGAGCAGGCGCACUGGUCACAGACAGAGAACAAACCAGGAAAAGGAGGAUGUAGAGCCUUUGUCCUCUCGCAGGCAAAGAAACAAGAAAACAGAAGAGGAGUUGCAUAACAUUUCUGAGAAUCUUUCCCAUCGUCUUGAAGAGCUGGAUCAGGUUAUGCUUAAGCGAGUCCUCUGUGAACCCGGGGAGUCAAGUGAGGUCAGAAGGGAGGACCGCCAUUUGCACGACAAUCCCAUGGAGCGUAUUUCAUCGUCUCAGCAACACCCAGAUUUACCUGACCCAAAGCCGGAGUGCAGUCAGACGACCAGCUCCCCUUCUCCACUGCGCCCACCUCAAAGGGAGCCUGUGGAGGACUCGUUUUUUGUAGAUGACGGGCGACAAAGCAACCUCACAGAUCAGUCAAAAGGAGGGAGACCAACUCACAGACUGUCCCAACGGAAAUUACGCAAGUACCUGCUGGACAAGUUGUACCAAGAAGAAUUGGAAAGGUAUGAAGAUAAAGAGAGGGUAGAGCUUGACAGGGCGCGCCUCCGAGCUCUGGAAGCUGAGCGGGAGUACAGGGAGACUAUCCUGAAGGAUGCCUCCAAAGUCCACAAACAAACUCCAAUGAAACCGAAACCUCAACAGAGAUCACCUCGAAAAACUGUUCCCUCCACAGGCCGAAAGCUGCACGACACAGUCCGGAAAGCUCCAUCGUUGAAAGUGAAGGACAAUGAUUUGCUGCCGGUGCUCGCUGAGGAGUUGCCCCACCUUCACAUCUCCUCCCGUGUGUUGAGGCAAAUGUGGGAGGAGCAGAUGCGGCAGGUGGACAGACUUCACUCCAUGUCAUCGUCAAGGAGCCAACGGCGCAACAAACUCUCUGAGCAGUUGGAAGAAGCGCACAGAAAGUACAAUCUGUUGGUGGAGAUAAAUCGCAAAGAACAGGAUCACAGCAGGAGACUGCGGGAAUUUAAAGAGCGAAUCCAGCAGCAGAAGUUGACUCAGAGCAAAUUAAGAGAACAGAGGCAGCAGAUCGCACGGGCCAAGAAAUACCACAACGAAUACCACGUCCAGCACCGGGCACGUCUGAUGAGGGCACGCACCAAGGAGGAGAGGAUGUUUCGACAGCUUUUCGAGGAGGGUUUGUCAGUACAGAAGGAUCGUUUGAUAGAGCAGAGAGCGUAUGCCCGAGAGCAGCAGCUGGAGCACCAAAAGCGCCACGAAGACUUCAUCACAUCUAUGGAAAACUACUACAAAGACCAAUUUUCGUUACUGGCUGAAAAACUUGCUCAAGAGAGGCAAGAUAUCCAGAUUCGGAAAAAAGCGCAAGAAAAGGCUCUACUGAAGAUGAAACGGGAGCUGCGUGGUCGAAUGGAGCGAGAAAUCCGAGAGCUGCAGAAGAUCAUCCUGGAGAACGAUGAGGACGAGUACUUCCAGGAUUUGGACGUCCAGAGACUACGAAACCAGAUGCAUUUGGCAUCCUUCAGCUACAACACUAGUUACCUGCCCUAGUGCCCAUCCCAGGACAGUUCAAACUAAUGCCAUGGACCUCAGAGUGGGCGCAGGUCACUCACAUAGGUACAACAUAAGGACCCCUCUCGGCUUCCUUGAGCGCAUUUGCACAGAAAAUUAUGCAGUACUUGGUUACUGUCACCGAAUAUUAAGUUUGGACCUACUAAAAUAAACUAAAGGCGUUAUAUGUAAACAUUCUUCUUCUUGAGCUGCUAUCUCUUUAUGUAUUUUAUAGAUUUUAAUAUUCCCUGCGCUCUCACUCUGCAUUUAGUGUAGCAAAAAAUCCAGAAAAUGUUCUUCCUUUGCCAAAUAGGGACCAGCAAUACAAAGUUAUUAAUGACAGGAUCUUAACAUGUCUUCCUCCAAUGCCUAAACCAUGAUUAAUCCACUUGAAUUAUUUAUUAUUUAACAUUAGUUUGAUUUUGAAAUGUUUGUAAUGUGUACUUUUUAAUCAACUGAGAGAAUGAUUGGAUUUUUAUUUGUAAUUUUUAAGCGGAGACCUGAGUGUUUUGGACCAAAAUUCUGUGCAAUGUGAAAAAAUGAAUAUUGUUAAUGUGCACUACAAGCACAGAGAAAGCUGCAACGAAUAAAUGUCUGCACUUGAUUAA